Molecule: messenger RNA, 345 nt
Organism: Lodderomyces elongisporus
Lineage: Eukaryota; Fungi; Ascomycota; Pichiomycetes; Serinales; Debaryomycetaceae
Exons: 2
Coding region: 1-345 (114 amino acids)
Source: RefSeq, a predicted model, not a curated record
AUGAAAUAUCUAGAUACAAUAGUGCUACAGAAUAAAGGCGCAGUUGCUCGAGAUCAUUCACAAUGCACGGAGAUAUCAAUGCAAAUACCUCCAUCAUCGCCCUCGUCAUUAUUUGAUCAUGAUGUCACAAGUACCAUACUACAACUAUGUCGGCCAAUUGGAAUUAUGUGCAUUCUUAUGGGGUUGUUGACUGGCGGGUUUGGUGUGGUGCGGUUUUUUUCUGUGCAACAUAUGUUGACCAAAGACCAGUUCCCCGUGACUAGGGUAACAGUUGUGGUGUUGAUGGUUAUCAAUUUGAGUAUAUUGAUCUUAUUAUUAGUGUUGUGCUUCAAGGUAAGUUUAUAA